Micropterus dolomieu (smallmouth bass) is the source of this 1366-nucleotide messenger RNA. RefSeq names its product gem-associated protein 5-like. The annotation marks the transcript as partial. Lineage: Eukaryota; Metazoa; Chordata; Actinopteri; Centrarchiformes; Centrarchidae. Gene Ontology annotation, molecular function: protein binding. The transcript has 11 exons. The record is from RefSeq and is a predicted model, not a curated record.
CUGGCGUGGCACCCAAAAAAAGAAGGCUCCUUGUCUUUUGGAACAGACGAUGGUAAAGUUGGUAUCUACGAUGUCUUCUCAAACAAACCUCCUCAAAUAUCGAGCUCCUAUCACCGAAAAACAGUGUACACAUUGGCCUGGGGACCCCCAGUCCCCCCGAUGUCAUUUGGUGCAGCAGGAGCGAAGCCGUCCUUCAGCCUGUACAGCUGCGCCGGCGAAGGCGUCAUCCUGCAACACGAUCCAUCGAAGCUGAGCGGAGAGGCGUCGGACAUCGACAAGCUGAUCAGAGACACCAACGACAUCAAGCACAAGCUGUCUCCACACACAGACCUCUGCUGGAAGCCAGAUGGAAAGGUGGUCGCCAUCGGCAACGAGGACGGGUGCAUUGAUGUGUAUCAGGCUCCCAGUCUGAAGCUGCUGUGCAGCAUCCAGCAGCACCACAAGAUCAUCAACACGUUGCGGUGGCAUCACGGCCACAGCUCUCCACCAGAGCUGCACUGCCUCUUGGCCUCGGGCUCCAGCAAUGCUACCGUCUACGUGCACGAUCUCCGCUCCAUCAUUGAGAAUCCUCCAGAAAGUGCUGUGGUGUUGACAGAGCCGUAUCGAAGGCUGUGUGGUCAUACAGGUAAAAUCACCGGCAUGGUCUGGAGUCCACACCACGACGCCCGGCUGGUCACCGUCUCAUAUGAUGGCACGGCCCAGGUGUGGGAUGUGCUGCAGGAGGCGGCUGUGUCUAACUACCGGGGUCACAUUGGUUAUCUGCUGUGCGUGGACUGGUCACCUGUUGAUCCAGAUGUGAUCUGGACUGGAGGGAAGGACUUCACCCUGCAGGAGUGGAGAGUCUCCCAACAAGAGUUUACAAAGCCACCUAAAGGGAAAAAGAUGGUCGACCUGAAGGAGAAGAUGAAGGCCAAUGCCAAGCAGAAGAAGAAGAACAAGAAGGCGUUGGGUGCCGGAGGAGCUGCACCACUAGAGAUGAACGGAGAGACGGUUACAGGAGGAGAGAAGGCGGCAGUGGGACAGGAGCUGUCUGGUGAAGAUGGGGAGGAUGAAGUCAGCUCAACAAACAGUCCUGUACCUCCACCAGCCACUUUUGAGAUGCAAAGAAAAUUAUCUACUGCCGUAAAGAGCAAAGACAAACCUGACUUAAACUUGCUGAAGAAGAAGAAGCCUCGCUCCAUGUUGCCCCUCAGUACCUCCAUGGACCAUCGGCCCAAAGAGGAUCUGCUGCAAGACUGCAUCACACUGGCCUCUGUCAAACACAGCAACGCUCCCCCUGCAGGCUGUGUCCCAGGCCAGGGAGAGCAUCUCCAUCUGGGCCUCUUCUCUGACAGACCGGCUCUCCACCGCAUGUUUGAGGCUGAAG